Messenger RNA from Penaeus indicus, 504 nucleotides. RefSeq lists its product as uncharacterized. Bases 19 to 504 code for a protein of 161 amino acids. The transcript has 5 exons. The record is from RefSeq and is a predicted model, not a curated record. NCBI's taxonomy places the organism in Eukaryota, Metazoa, Arthropoda, Malacostraca, Decapoda, Penaeidae.
GACGAUGGCCGCAAACUGAUGUGUCUGGACGAGAGGUUCGGGAUCCAAGCAGGAAAGUGCGUUGUCUUGUCCUUCGGGAUAAAUAACGAGUGGUCUUUCGAAGAUGAUGUUGAGAAGUUGGGUUGUAAGGUGUACGCCUUCGACCCCACCAUGGGCAUGGAGAACCACCAGAGGACGCCGAGCAUCCGGUUCUUCAAGCUGGGCAUCUCGGACGUCGAGGGAGAAAAGAGGAUCGGCAUGAACCCAGUUGCGACGGACUUCAACUUUCGCAAGACGUUCCCCGUCGACCGCUACGAGAACAUCGUCCGGCGUCUGGGACUCGAAGGCCGCGUCAUCGACUACGUCAAGAUGGACAUCGAACUCGCCGAGCUGGACGUCCUGCGCGACCUGCUGGACAACUCGCCUCGCCUCCUCAGGAACAUCAACCAAUUAGCCAUAGAAAUCCACCACGAUUAUCAACUAGGGUUAGGAGUGCAAGAGACUUUGGCCCCAACAGCACCGUAA